Molecule: messenger RNA, 1742 nt
Organism: Amborella trichopoda
Lineage: Eukaryota; Viridiplantae; Streptophyta; Magnoliopsida; Amborellales; Amborellaceae
Product: scarecrow-like protein 32
Source: RefSeq, a predicted model, not a curated record
UUCCCUCUCUCUUUCUCUCUCUACUUUACAUUCUCUAUCUCGCCUAUCUGUCGGUCCAUCUCCUUCUUUCUUCUAUCCAGAACUCUUCUACUCCUGAUUUUCUCUCUCUACAAUCAUCGUUCCCUAUCUUCUCUCUCUAGGUGGUGUCCUCCACCAUGAUGCAUCACUAUGCAGCCGCCGGCGGAGGAGCGGCGCUGUCCCUUACGCUCGCCCCAAAACCGCCCACUCCCGGCUGCCCCCUCCUUAGUGCCCCCGUCUCUAAGGGGCCGGGCGGUGCCGACGCCCACUGCAUGGAACAGCUCCUUGCCCACUGUGCUGCGGCCCUGCAGGCCAACGACGCCACCCUCGCCCACCAAAUCCUGUGGGUCCUUAACAACAUCGCCUCCCCUGAUGGGGACUCCAACCAACGCCUCACGGCCGCUUUCUUACGUGCGCUAGUGAUGCGUGCGGGGAACCCCGCUCCUGCACUGGAGAGCUUACGGCCUCUUUCGCCUGUUCAGCUAGCGACCUUCAUCGACCUCACCCCUUGGCACCGCUUCGGUUUCGCUGCAGCCAAUGCCACCAUCCUCGAUGUCAUGGCACGUCUCUCGGCCCCGGCACUUCAUGUACUUGAUAUCGGAGUCGCACACUGCAUGCAGUACCCAACACUGAUAGAUGCCAUCUCCUGCAUUCGCCCAUCCCCACCCUCUCUAAGACUGACUGUCAUCGAGCCUGACCCGACAUGGCUGGCUUGCCCACCCCUCAACACCACCUACGAGGAGCUCGGGCAAAAACUCAUGGCCUUUGCACUUGUAAGAGGAGUGAAGCUCGAGUUCGGCGUACUGAAACCCGGGAACAUGGGGCUUGUCGAUAGAGUCUCUACGGUAGGACGCAAUCAAGGGGAAAUGCUGGUGGUGAAUUCCCAGCACUCGCUGAGAUAUGUUCCCGAAGAGACCGCAGGCUCGACGAUCCGGAACGAUCUGCUGUCUAAGAUUAGGGAGAUGGAACCCGAUCUUUUUGUUGUGGUCGACGAGGACGUUGAUUUUGUUUCAGAGCAACUUGGGAGUCGGAUAAGGUCGGCGUUCAAUUACUGGUGGAUGUGGUUCGAUGCGGGGGAGGCCGCGAUGGGGAGGAGGAGCGAGGAGAGAGGGGGACUAGAAAGGUUGGUGGGGGGGAGGAUAGAGAAUUUGGUGGUGGGGGAGGGGAGAGGUAGGGUAGAGAGAGGAGAGAGAAAAGGUCGGUGGGGAGGAAGGUUGAGGAGGGCGGGGUUCGAGGGGGUGGGAUUGGGAGAGGGGGCGGAGGCGGAGGUGAGGGGGGUUUUGGAGGAGCAUGCGGCGGGUUGGGGGGUUAAGAGAGAGGAUGGGGAUUUGGUGCUUACUUGGAAGGGCCACAAUGCUGUCUUUGCUAUGGCUUGGGUGCCCAGGGAAGCCCCAUCUCUGAUCACACUCUCUCUCUUGUUUUCUUUAUUUUUUUUUUUUCUUUUCUUUUCUUUUAAUGCCUCUCUCUUCCCCCCUUCACGACGUGGAGGAUUUCCAAGUUUUUCGACAACUACGCUGACAAGAAUUGUAUUGGAAAGUCCAAACGUUUUGGUGGUCAUCGUAUCAUGGUCGUGUGUUACUGCCAUGGUAAAAGCCCACGGUGUUGUACUAUGACCCUGUUCCUAGUUAUCGAGUACUAAAAGAAUCUCAAUGUCUAAGGUUUCUUUUGUAGCAAAAAGUCGAUGGCUUCUUCUUGAUUCGAGUGUUAUCAUCUCUCUCUCUUCU